AUGGCUCCUUCAAAAACCGACAAAGCCGGGGCAACAGCCCCCUCCGAGGUUUACAAUUGGCGCAUCUACCUCCUGGCACUUUGUGCUUCGAUGGGCUCAGCAAUGUUCGGGUACGAUUCGGCCUUCAUAGGCGGUGCGAUGACGCUCCCUUCAUUCCAACAACGAUUUGGUCUUGAUAAACUCUCGGGUAACCCUCUUGCUUCUCUUAAAGCGAACACUGUCAGCACCUUUCAGGCUGGUUGUUUCUUUGGUGCAAUACUCUGUUACUGGAUGACGGAGCGAUUUGGCCGCAAGAUUACACUCAUUGUCUGUGGUGUUGUUUUUGAUAUUGGUGUCGUCUUUCAACUUGCUUCUUCUGGGAGAGUUGGCUUCAUAUAUGCUGGAAGGGCUAUCACUGGCCUCGGUGUAGGUGCUUCUUCACUCUUAGUGCCGGUAUAUAUCUCCGAAUGGUCGCCCCCGGCUAUCCGAGGUCGUCUUAUUGGGAUUUUCGAGGUGUUCCUGCAGGUAUUUCAGGUCAUUGGCUUCUGGAUCAACUAUGCCGUUAAUAUCCACGAACCUACUACGGACCGACAGUGGCACAUACCCUUUGCAUUCCAGUUGGUGCCAGGCUCGCUUCUAGUCAUAGCCAUGAUCACCCAGCCUGAGAGCCCGCGAUGGUUGAUCAAGGCUGGCCGUGUUCACCAAGCUUCACAAGUCUUGUCGAGAAUCCGGCAACUCCCCGAAACACAUGAAUACCUCGCCUGGGAGGUGCAAUCUAUCGAAAGCCAGCUUGAGCGCGAAGGACAAACUCAUACAGGUGCCUUGGCAAACGUGAAGGCCAUGAUCCGAGAGAUGAAAGCACCGGGCAAUCGAGUCCGAAUCCUAUUAGGCGUCGCCAUUAUGUUCCUGCAAAAUCUGGUCGGUGCAAACGCGAUCAACUACUACAGUCCCUCCAUCUUCGCUUCGGUCGGUUUCACAGGAAGCAGUGUUGGCCUCUUAGCAACGGGAAUUUAUGGCCUAGUCAAGGUUGUCUCCACGCUCAUUUUCAUCACAUGGAUCGUUGAUCGCGUGGGGCGACGUCCUCCUUUGAUCUAUGGUUCUCUCGGUGCUCUUGUUGCUAUGCUGUAUCUCGGUAUCUAUACGAAAAUCUCCAAUGCCUUCUCUGGCCAGGCUCCACGAGAUGCUGGCGCCUACGUGGCAAUCACAACGAUCUACGUCUUUGGGGUCUUCUUUUGUUGUUCUUGGAACAGCGUGGCUUGGAUUUUCUGGUUCGUUUGCCCUUACAGUUUGAAUGCUCUGAACAGUGCGGAAAUCUUCCCCAUGCGAAUUCGCUCCAUCUGCCUCGUUAUUACAACUUGUUGCCAAUGGCUUGGCCAAUUUGUGAUUGUUUACUCGACACCUUAUAUGAUGGAGGGUAUCCAAUGGGGUACGUUCAUCUUUUUUGCCUCAUCUAUCGUGCUUGGCAUCAUUUUCUCCUACUUUUUUAUUCCUGAGACCGAAGGUGUGUCUUUGGAGGAAAUGGACAUCUUGUUUUCAGCGCCAGGAUCGGCCCGCCAGAAGCGAAAAGCUGUUGAGGAGGUGAUUGCCGAGCGUAGAGAGGAGGCUGAAGGGCUGGCUGGAGCAGAGGAUGUCCAGGAGAUCAAGCAUGAGAGCACGGAUGCAAAGCAUGUCGAGUCAGUGUGA
Messenger RNA from Clonostachys byssicola, 1662 nucleotides. The record is from the annotation of a GenBank genome assembly. Lineage: Eukaryota; Fungi; Ascomycota; Sordariomycetes; Hypocreales; Bionectriaceae.